CGGACUCCCCGAGCAGGUGUUUGUGUUUUCUUUGUUGUUUACAGCGACGAAAAUGAUGAUUUCUUAAAAUACACUUUCAAUUUUUCCUUUAUAACAAUCCAAAAUGUUCAUAGAUGAUAUUAGGCAGGAUUUCUACAACGUCUUAUUGGGGCAUAGAGUAUUACUGCUAGUUCAUUACGACGUCGACGCGAUAUGCACAUGUAAAAUCCUACAAGAUCUUUUUAAGUGUGAUAAUGUGUCGUAUACUUUGGUGCCUGUUGGUGGUAUAUCUGAGCUGAAGACGGCUUACGAAGAGAAUUGUGAGGAGAUAAAGUACGUGGUGCUGAUAAACUGCGGUGGUACGAUCGACCUGGUGGACAUUCUGCAACCAGAGGAGGAUGUCGUGUUUUUUGUGCUUGACUCUCAUAAACCGACUGAUGUGUGUAAUGUUUAUAGUGAUGGACAGGUGAGACUGGUACAUAGAGACAAUGAGGAGAACAUUCCAGACUUUGAUGACAUCUUCAGAGAUGAUGAGGAAGAGAAUGAGGAAGAGGAGCCAGAGGGCGGCAGGGAAGCCCUCGAAGCGGCGGUGGAGCGCCGCCGUGCUCGCCGAGCCUGGGAAGAGCGCCGACACACCCUCAUGUUCAACUACACACAGUUCUCUUAUUAUGGCAAACCAAGUGCGUGCGUGCUGCUAGAGCUGUGCCACGUGGCGUCCCGCUGCGGCGUGGCGGCGCUGUGGGCGGCCAGCGUGGCGGCCGUGGCGGCGCGGGCGCAGGCGCAGCGCGCGCCCGCCGCCUGCCUGCUGGACGCGGACACGCUGCACCGGCUGGUGGCCGGGCUGCGGAGGACCGGCGGCGACGACACUCAAGCUCGCCUGGCGCUGGAGAAGGAAGCGUGGCUGCCCCUGUACCGCGUGUGGUCGCUGGAGGCGGCGCUCAAGCACUCGCCUCUGGUGGGGCCGCACCUUAAGAUGCACACGCUCGCCGGCGCCAAUAAACUAAGGCAGCUGCUCGCUGAUAUGGGCUUCCCACUGCAACAAGCCCGCCAAGCGUACCGUUCAAUGGAUGUGGAGCUCCGCCGAAGCCUCAUAACAGCGUUAGAGACCUCAGCCCCCAAACACAAGCUGCCCACCCCGGUAGAAGCAACUUUCUUGUUGUACCGGCCACACUCACCGCCCCUACCUGCGUUGGAUGUCACCUACGCUAUAUUGGGGCUUAUCGAACAUCAAACCCUGCCGCCGGCGGAAGGCUUCCAGCACGCGCUAUCUGCCCUGGACAUCCUGCCCGGCUGCUGCGAGUCCCGGCGGCUGGGCUUCGCGUCGGCGCAGGCGGCGCUGCAGGGCGUGGCUCGCCUGGUGCACAGCACCCUGACGUCGCGGGGGUUGCACCUCGCGGGGCCGUUCAGCUACUUCAUUGUUCAAGAGGGCACCCCAGAGGCGGAGCUAGUGAAGGGUCCUCACUGGCUGGGCGUAGCGACGCGCUGGCUGAGCGCGGCGGGCGGCGGCACGCGGCCGCUGCUGGGCGCCGCGCCCGCCGCCGGGCCCGAACGCGGCCGCAGUCUGCUGCUGGGGCUGCCGCCGCGGGCCGACCACGAGCCGCGCAAUCUCUUCGGCGCAGCGUUCGAGCAAGCGGCGGCUAAGAGCGGCGUAUCAGUGUCCAUAGACUAUAUAGACUCCUCUGUCAUCACGCUGCCUACCUCCCAACGCACGCAGUUCCUUGACGCACUCACAGCGCUACUUGCGUGACACAGAUAAAGAAAUAGUCAUAAAAAUAAAAUUAUUUUUCGCUCAAAAUAUGCAACAAAAAUGUAUCGAUUUUUACAUUUAGUUAUUCGCUGUUAUAAGGGCACUGACCGCAUGGUAUACUUUUUGAAAAUCAGCUGAUCAAAUAUUGAUGUAAUGUUUACACAGAGUACGACGUUUCGGACCGUAAGCAGUUUGGGCCACUGAGCGAAUCAACUAAUGCUCUUUUUAAAUAGGUUCUUUUGCAGCGCUGUGGCUGUACCGGUUCAAAUAUUCGCACCGCGGUCCGAAAUGGCUAUUGCCCAAACAAAUCCGACAGCCAGUUCCGCUUAUGACGCUUUUUCAUCUCUGUGUGCGUUAGGCUUCAAACUCAGUACUCGCCACACGGCAACACAUACGGAAUGAGGGACUAUCCAGGCUUCGUUCGUCAAAAACAAUAUAGAUGGCGCUAUAAAGAUUUUCCUUCGUUUAACCUAAUUUCAAGGAUAACAAACAUCCAUCAUCAUCAGCCCAUUAACGUCCCCACUGCUGGGGCACGGGCCUUCCCUAUGGAUGGAUAGGGAGAUUGGGCCUUAAACCACCACGCGGGCCCAGUGCGGAUUGGUGGUUAUUAACGACUGCUAAUGAAGCCGGGACCAACGACUUAACGUGCCUUCCGAAGCACGGAGGAGCUCGAGAUGAAAACUUUUUUUUUCUGUGGUCACCCAUCCUAUGACCGGCCUUUGCGAAAGUCGCUUAACUUCAACAAUCGCAGACCGAGCGCGUUAACCGCUGCGCCACCGAGCUCCUCAAUAACAAACAUAUGCAUCUUUUAUCUUUGUUUUUGGGUAUAAAGGAUGACCCUUUUUAUUACACCCAGGCACAAUUACAUCUUCCACACAUUAUUAUUUUGAUCAAAAUAAAGAGAAGCAAUAUAUGUAGC
Messenger RNA from Pectinophora gossypiella (pink bollworm), 2645 nucleotides. It is a transcript of the gene Cdc45, whose product is annotated as cell division control protein 45 homolog. NCBI's taxonomy places the organism in Eukaryota, Metazoa, Arthropoda, Insecta, Lepidoptera, Gelechiidae. Gene Ontology annotation, biological process: double-strand break repair via break-induced replication; mitotic DNA replication preinitiation complex assembly; DNA replication initiation. The record is from RefSeq and is a predicted model, not a curated record. Gene Ontology annotation, cellular component: DNA replication preinitiation complex. Bases 104 to 1726 code for a protein of 540 amino acids. Gene Ontology annotation, molecular function: chromatin binding; single-stranded DNA binding; DNA replication origin binding. The transcript has 10 exons.